CGUAGAUUCAGUGUACGGCGUAACAAGCUGUCAAAAUGUGCAAGGCAAAUGUGAUUGCGCUAUUUGUUUCCAAGCAUUUCCUUCCUAUCGGAACAAUAUGUAUCAUACCUCUUGGAAUUCUUUCCCCUACUCCUGCCGUCUACCUUCAUGGAAAACUACCUGUAGUCCAGAUAUGCAUUGUAACAUUAUUUUUUGUUAUUGGAACGAAAUUUCGUUUAACAGAAAUUCAAUCUGCUCUACGUUGUUAUAAAGAGACUGCCUUUGGAAUAAUCGUUGUUCUAUUGCUCACUCCAGUUGUUGGAACGAAGUUACUGAUGCUACCAAAGUUUCGAAAGGUUCCCAGGUCAGCUUUAGAUGCAGAAAAUGGUACAUUGAACAAUAGCUGGACAAUUGAGUUACCAGAUUUUGGUCCGGAGGAGUUUCGAAUUGGUCUGCAGAUAUUUUGCGUUUCUCCAUGCGCAUCAGCAUUUCCUACUGUAGUGGUGAGUGUAUUGUAAUAAGAUACUGCAUGUAUAUAAGUUAAACGUAACGCUUCCGUGCAUGGUUUGUCUCUGAGCGCCCUGAAACUGUUGAAUCCUUUACUGCCUUAUAGUUUCAGCAAAUAUAAAACAAAUGUGGUUUAAUUGAUUCAAAUGAGGCCGUUGAGCUACGAGAACUUAUAAUUGGUAGUUAAGAAAUUUGUCUGAGCUUUCGCCGUCUACAACUUCAACACAGACUCAGGGUCUGGAUUUAUAAAAAUACAACUACUAGAUAAGAAUACAUUUAUCAAUGAUGUGCUAAAAAUAUGCAUUGAUAGAUGAAAUUAAUGUGCGGGAAAAUGAUACUAAAGUGUACGCAUUGUAAAAGCUGUUCUGCUAGUUCAUUGAUUUCCUCUCUAGAGUUGAGUGAUUUUGGUUUCAUUCUGCGAAUACAUGUGGCUUCUUUCAGUCAUAUAUUGACUUGAUCUGGUUCGCUUGAUUUAAGAGGGCCUCUCAGUAAAAUCCACCCACUGGUUUGGGGAAGGAAAAAUAGAUUUAGCUCAUACUUUGCAUGUGAACUAGACUUUGGUCAAUAUUAAUCGAGCUUCUUUCGAGUUAUAGCCCAUGUUGAAAUGUGACCUUGCGAGAGUAUUUUCAGACCGGAAAUGAAGGGGAAUUUUACACUGAGAAUUCAUCUGAUUUUUUAAAAACGUUGUGAUGCGUUUAUCCCCUCCAGAUACUGUUCGCAUGCAAGAUUAGCACUAAUACUCUCGUUUUCAUGGAGGUUGAACAACUUUAUUUGCUUAAUACUAUUUUUUUAUAGUUUUACGAAACUAUGUUUUCAAGAUGGCGACGAGAGGCUGAAAAUUGCUCAUAUUGUACUUAAAUAGCUCAAAAGUGGCACCUAUCUGAAGUUCAAACGGCAUGUAAUUUGAAAGUAUACCCACUAAAGUUAAGUAAUCAGGAAUAAAACUCGUCUGCAAGCAAUUUUCUGAAAAGUUAUAAAUCUCCAAAUUGGGUCUAUUUUUAGCUGUUUGUUUACAUUCGCGUGUUUGCUGAUCAGCGACAUUAGAGAGUUUAAAGCCCGCCGCACACGAGAGCAACUUGCUGAGCUAACCGCCUCGCGAGGCAGCUAGCUCAGCUAUGUAUUUUCACCGCACACGUUGAGAAAACUACUCAACCGCAACACAAUUGACAAAAUCAUUUGCAUUUUCCUCCAUUUUGUUCCAAGUCACAUGAAGAAACCAUGGUUUGUCAUUGGCUAAUUGAUUCAAACAGCUCAGCACUUAGCUCACAACAUCCGCAGACGUUGAGAUUUUCUCCUCGCGAGGUGAAAAAUAUCAAACACGACAGAUAUUUUCCUCAAGACCUCGAGAGGUCAAAUUCUCACGAAAACUAUCCGCACACGAGAGCUACUUGCUGACCUAACCGUCUCGCGAGGCGGUUAGCUCAGCAAGUAGCUCUCGUGUGCGGCGGGCUUAAGAUCUACGACGCGGCCGGCUCAACGACGCGGUCUGAAUUUCAGCUAAAAAAUGAACGCUAAGCAAUUUCAUUACUGUAAUAAAUGUUUGACGAUUUUCAAAUAACAUUAUAAACUGCUAAGUUUGACUAAAGCGAUGCAAUGCUUGCUGUAAUUUCGACUUUAAGUAUCACCUUUUGGGUCGCAAUAAGCUUCGCGUUGCUUGAAAGACGUGAUAAUGCUUAGUUUAACCGAUAACGUUCUGCUGAGCAUGACAAAGCCGUUGAGAAUACCCCUGGGACCACAAAUUAUUCACAGUUUUUGUCUUGCGUGACAGAUUUCUUUCUUUCGCAAGCGCGUCGUUGAGCCGGCCGCUUCGUAGAUCUUAAACUCUCUACUAAUAAUUGAAGAGUUAAAAUAAGCUGAUUUAUUACCCAGUAAACUUUCUUAGCUUGUUCACAAAAAUAUAUACAAUUUGUGAAAAUAUAAUUACAAUAUAUACAGGGUGUCUCAAAAAAACCCAAAAUCAUUGAAAUAACGUAUUGUUCGAAUUUCAAUGCCGUAACACAAAGGAUUUUGACAGGGUGAUUAAUUUGUUUUAAAAAAUUAAAAUAUCUUUGUAAAGUGAACGUUUGUUUGCUCAUGGGAAUUUAAAAAUGCUUCGUAAAUUGUAAUAUGCGUAAUAUGCAUUCGUGGGUUUAGUACUUUAUGCCUGACAUAACAAGUUUACGCUGAGUAUUACCAUUCAUUAUAGCAGUUAUGUCAAUCUUUUAUGCACUCGUGGGAUUAACUUAGUGCUAGGGCAUUGAAUAUCGAACAAUACGUCAAUUUCAAUGAUUUUGGGUUUUUUUUAGACACCCUGUACAAGUGAUCGUGUACAAAACAUUCCCGAAUUCGAAUUGCUUUACAUUUACACUUGCACUAAUUACACUCACACGUACAGUAAUAAAGUUACAACGAUUCUGCUGGUGUCUACGACCCUAAUAUCUUCUAAUGUUAUUAAAUAUAUAUUGGAAAUGUAAUAAGAACUUCGUCAAAAACAUUGACACAAUACCAUAAUCUCCUGAUUAUGACUUUGAUCUGCCGCUCCCACGGCGGUUCUCGCAAGGUCAAAUUUCAACAUGGGCUAUAUAACUCCUAUAAAACAGAAAGUUGAAACGUUCUGAAAGAAGCUCGAUUAAUAUAUUGACCAAAGUCUAGUUCAUAUGCAAAAUAUGAGCUAAAUCUAUUUUUCCUUCUCCAAACCAGUGGGUGGAUUUUACUGAGAGGCGCUCUUAAGUUGUCGUAUGGUUAUGGGUCAACAUGCAAUGAUAACAUUCGAUUUCAUCAGUAAACGCAUGGGGAAUUUUCACUGUACGAGAAUUUUUCCUAAUCUCACAAUUGGAUUAAAUUGUGAGAUUAGGAAAAAUUAUGAGAGAGGCUUUCAACAAAUCAAACUAAGCUAAAGUAUACAUGAAACAACAAUAUAAAUGAAAUUUGCUCGACUUAGCGAGGAGUUCGAGUAUAGAGAGUUUGCGUUAACCGGAGUACAGUAAAUUACAGUAUAAAAUUGGGGAAAAUCCAGUGAAAAUUUGAUGUAGUCCGAGGUAGCGAGGAGUUGGAGUUAGCUGCAUGGAUUUUGCUGUAUCAAGUUCUACUUAAUUAAUCUACCUAAGUAUUGAACACUGUUUUGACCAGACAAUUUAAAAGUUUAAUAGAAACAAAUCCGGAAUAAUAAUGCCAUCUUGAAAUUCAAGAUUUGAAUUAAUACAAGACGAAUAUUUAAAACUGUGAAUUUUUUUUUAUUUGGGGUUUCAUUCUGCGUAUAUGCGUCAUGCGUGGCUUCAUUCAGCCGUACGUAGAUUGACUCGAUCUGGUUCGUUUGUUAAAACCAUCACUGAAAUGUUGCUGUGGCCACGCUGGCUGGGCAAGGUGCUUGAAAAUUGAGGAUGAAGAAAUUUGAAUUAGUAUAGUAGCUCCUUUAUUCGAUCAUGGAGAUUUCGUAUUGUGCUAUGUAUUUAAUUAUUUAUUAACUUUAGAACCUUUUAUAGCUGAACAAAUAGAUAAAUUUGCGAAUAUACUCAUAGAUGAAGGGAAAAUAAGGCUGAAGUUAUAGUCAAGUGGACAAGCCCAUAUUAAGGCCAACCAGAAAUGGCACACAUUUUUCGGAAUAAUAUGUACUGUUUAAUAAACAAGCAUUAAAGACACGAGCGCGCAGCGCGAGUGGCUGUAGACCUAAUAAAACACGACCGAAUUCAAACACGACUACAAAUUCAAUAGAUAUACUGCCUUAUUAGUAUUCUUUAUAUAAAGAAUACCAAUGAGGACACGACUACAAUAGACACUGCCUUAUUAGUAUUCUUUAUAUAAAGAAUACUAAUUAGGAGUGUUUUAUCAGGUUUAAAGCCACUGCACGUGACAUAUUAUGGUUGACAUGAUUUGCCAAUAAGCUUAUGAAUUAUUAAGAGUGUUUGGAAUUAGUUUUAAACACUUGAACACACCUUCGCCAUUUCGUGCGAAGGCCCUCCGCCACAGGUUGUGAGUGGAGGGGCUUAACCGAACCUCUCUAUAUUUUUAUUUAACAAGAUUCCCGUUAAAUCGAGACAUUGAAUUUUAAACCUGUGCGUUAUUAGUCAAACAGUUACGUGUUCAAUCGUUCACUCGCAGAAUGUCCAUGCAAUAUUUGAUUGUCUGCGCGUACACCUUUUAUUUGUUGUAAACCGCUUCAAUUGUUUCUGUUAACGUCAAUCGGAUCAGCUUUCAAAGUGUAGAAGGCGGAGAUAUCAGCAUGAAGUGUAAAAAACGCGUUUCACUUUACAUUAACAAACCACAUUUUGACAUUUAGCUUGUCAAUCCCUAUCCCUAUAAAGCAAUAUCGAAUUCCCAGACACACUUUCUUUAGAUCAAUUAUCAAGAAAUAAUAUUUGUCUGACGACAAUUUCAGCAUAUGUUUUGGCUAAAAAUCGUGAAAUUUUUGCAUCCGGCGAUUUAAAUAAAGGCUGUUUUCUAUUACGGCCGCUUUGCCCGCGCGGGCGAAGCUAUUUCGUUUCGGCAUGCGCAGUAGAUUUCGUUCCCUGGCGAACUCGCGCUAUUGUUUACUCACAUGGUUGGAAUAAAUCAAUGAGAUACUACUACUACUCAGAUUUCCUUUCUUUGUAGAGUUCAGAAUCUCUUUUCGUGCUUUUCUCUUUUAUUCCGCCAGUGGAAAGUUAGUGGAGAUUGGACUGAACGGGCGUACGCACGUGCGCUUUACGUGCGCAACACCCGCGCGGGCAAAGCGGCGGUAAUGGGAAACAGCGUUUAGCCCCCAGCAAGUCAUACAAACUAAUCAAAACCGUGAUUAUAAAGUAAUCUUUUCCGGAAUUUUUUGUAUAGAUUCUUCAAUUCGCUGCCAAAAAGUGCAGGGAAUGGCGCUUCCGAGUCUGAAUUUCAACCCUCAAAAAUCAUCUUCCAUGUGCGCUAGAGCUAUGACUUUAAAGUCCGUAAUGUAAAUUGAAAUGUUAUAUUUGUAAAAUAUGAUACACUAACUGAAUAAUUUCUGGUUCGCUAUGCUUGUAAAUGAAUAUAAAAGUCUACGUUUCAAUUCAAAAAAGUUCGAAAGAUGCAAAAUUUGGGCAAUAUUUGCAUCAGCGCGUCUUUGAUGAGGAGAACGACUUUACAGCAUGCAGCUUUAAGAGUACGGCAGACCGGUAACGGCAAACUACAAAUCGCAUGGUAAGUUUUACAAGUUUGAAGUUUUCGACAGCUAAGUAACCAAUUCAUGCGGCAUGCUUCAACUUAUAUGCAGAAUAGACCUUAUUCAUAAAUCGUGAUCGAGGCCUCGUAUCCUAGGAAACGGGGAAAAACGCGGGAAAAUUGACAAAAUGUUUUUUUGCUGUCUGCUAUGGCAGCUUUUUUUCGUCAAUAUUACGGCUUUUUUCGAAAAUAAUAUCUAUAAAACUGAGUUUGAAAGUUGAAAAAAAUACUUUUGCGAAAAUAUAACAUGAUAUUUAAAGCAAAAGAUGCUGGAGUCAAUCGAAAAAGGAAACCUUUGACUUUGUAUUAUUGUCGUAGUUUGUAUGGCUAAAACAAACAACCAACAAGCCUACAAAACGUCUAUACAACACCAAAAUCGUAAGAAAUAUGAAACUAUUGUUGAAGAAAUAAGAUUACAACUCACUCAGGUAAUGUAGCCUUCAUUUUUUAAACUUGUAAGCUGCUUGCAGAAUGUUAUCGAGCCACAGCCAAAGUUCAUAUUUUCCCGUAUGAAUCAAUGACAUUUGACGUUCUCUUGUGAUUUUUGACCUGUUGGUUUCUUUCAUAUUAAUGUCAAAUUCGAAAAAUUAUACUUUCAUUCCAUAGUUGUCUUGAUUUUUCACGGAAUAACCUUUAUAUUGACGUUAAAUUCUCAGUAAAAUACUGUUUUUCGCUUCUGGAUAAACACUGUCGCUACGUUGUCAUUUUUUCCACACAAAAACAGGAGAAAAACCGGUCGCUUUUAUAAUAUACUCGUUUAUCGCUUUCGUUGUGGGCACACAGUCUUGAAAUACACACAAAAAUCGUUAUAAAUCGCAAAAAGCAACAAGAAACAAGCCUAACAUAGCAUCUGAAUUUGGCUUGUCAAGCAGUUUUCGCUUGUUUUCCCGCGUUUCUUCCCCGUAUCCUAGGAUACGAGGCCUCGUCACGAUUUAUGAAUAAGGUCUAUUUGUCCUAAUUUCCAACAGCUAAUGUUUGACCUCAAAAUACGAUUUGACGGUUUGCCGUUUGUGGCCAUCCGUCUGCCGUAAACAUCAUUAAGGUGUCUAGUGUUUUACCUGACGUGUACUGGAUAUUAGAGAGUUUAAUUUAAGUUCGACUUCCAAUACCGAUACCGAUGUUUUCACUUCCGUUCUCAUUUUGAUACCGGGAAUUUUAAAGCGUUAAGUUACACGACAGAUAAAGUAUAGAACACAUUAAUCGUCACCGAAAAUGUGUGGUAUACUAAACGGCAGCUGAGCUAAAAUUCCGACUAAAACACGACUCAGGCGAUGCUAAUAAACAAAUAGUUGGCAUGUUUAUCGUAAAAAUGAUGAAAUAUAUGAGUUUAUCUUACAAUUUACCCGACUUCCAAUACAAAGCCGACUUCGGUAGUGAUGACUUCCAAUACACUUGUCCUCGUGCUUCUUGCGAGCAGAGAGCAUGCGCAUGACAUGUUGUUAGUAUCGGUAUUGGUAUCGGAAGUCGAACUUAAACUCUCUAUUACCUCCGGAAACCGGCCGGCGUUCUGUCUCCACUGUAAAAUUUAGAUUGUUUGUAUAGCAACAUUUGGUGUUAAUAUAAAGCCGACUUGAUAAACAUUAAGCUCGCAAUAACAAAUUUCUCAAACAUGCAGCUCCGCAGAGGCCAAGUCGAGAGGUUAAGUCGAGAGUGUUAUGAUUUUCCACUAGUUAACAUGCACAACUCAACGAAAACGAACUUAAUUUGAUCAUGAAUAAUAGCAUGGUCAUGGACAUGAGUCAUCGAAUUUUUUUACAAACUGAAAGGCCCAAAGGGAAUAAAAAUGUAAAUUCGACGGAAAAUAAAUCGGAAAAAAUAUUAAUAUUAAAAUUUUCUUGCAAAAUCUCAAGUGUUGUAGUACUACUACUAAAGAUCUGGUGAUAUCUGCAAAAAUCUCUGAGGUAAACUUUAUUUUCAAUGUUAUUUUGAUGUUUGAAGUUAGUCGACUCCCCGCGACGUGUUGACUCAAGUCUAAAUAUGUUUACAAUGUUUAAAAUGAAAUAUCUAGAAUUCGCAUGGUUCGAUUUUCCUCAUUUUUGGUAGUCGUCAAGACAAAAGUAUAAGCUUUCAAUCUGCUGGAAUGAUCCCGGUGAUCCCCCGGCAGUUUUCGAGAUAUUGAGCGUUGAAGUGACUACUGUCAACUCGACGUUCGCUAAAAUGGCGUCUAAUACCGUGGAAAGAAUUUGCGCCAUCAAAGAUGAUAUAUUUUCAAUGAAUUUUUGUUAAAGUGCUAAAAUAUUAUAUAGAAGACUUCGGAGUUGUUUUAAUAUUUUUGUAGAAUUUAUAUCUGUGCGAUUUUCAAAGUUUUGUUGUCUUUGGCCGACGCGACUGGAUCGUGUACGUAUUUCAAGACGAGCUGAUCGCCUGAUCCUGGGGUUUUUGUGUCAAAUCGUGCUGCGGAACCCUCAACAUGGACAAAUCAGUGUCACAACAGCCCAUUUCAAACCACCAAAGAGCUCCACUUGUUUUAAAACAAUAAAACAAGUUUUUAUUCUAUUAUCAUAUGUAUCAUAUAUAAACAAAUUAAAUGAGUGGUCAUUAUUUAUGGGGAGGGGGGCUGGUAAAUGGGGAAAAUAAGGAUUAAAAACUUUUUUGACCCCCUCCAGACUGAAGGCAAACUUUUUGUGCCUCCCCCCUAAUAAAAGUAGAAAAUUUUCUGACCCCCCCCCCCAAAGUGUGGAUUGAAAAAUUAACAGCAAUGAAACAGGCGUGCAUUGCAGCAGGUGAAGUUAGAUAUUAGGACAAUCUGUUUAAUUAAAUCUAGCUCAUGAUGUUUUACCCUGGUGAAUAUGAUUCAAUCGUAUAUGAUUAAAAAUAUAUAUAUAUAGAUAUAUAUAUUAUGUGUUACUACUGCAAUACAGCAUUUGUCCUACCAUAACCCUAACCCAUGGCCCAUCUUCAUACAGCGAAAUGAUUUGAACACAGGGCUUUUUUUAAGAACUUGUCUGGGGGGGGGCAUCUACAAAAAGGGACCAUAAUAUACUGAGUGUGGAGAAAUGACAUAUGGUUGUUGGUGACAAAAAGUUUGGUGUGGUAUUGUAUGUAUUAGUAAGGGGUCUGGGGAAAAUUUUUUUGUAUUUUUCCUUAGGACUGAAAUGUGAGCAUUUUCUGAAACAGAUUUUUGCAUAAACAGCGUUACAUUGUGCCUUGAUAGAACGAGUCUGAUCAGUUAAGUGCACUUGCAUGGUAUGUUUAUGUAAAUACGACAACUGGGUCACUCAGGAGGUAGGAAGCUUGUUAAACGUAGUGGGCCCCACUCCCCAAUUGAAAAUUUUGAGUCUCUAGGUCAUUGGAAAUGGCAUUUUCAGAGUCUCCUUUUUUGCUAUUUGUGAUUAUAGAAAUCAGAACUCUAGACAUGGUAUUUAAGUUCAAAAACUUUUUUGACCCCCCUCCUUUCUCUGCGUUAAAACUUUUUUGACCCCCCUAUUUAUAAGGGUAAAACUUCGUUCCCCCCUCCCAUUUACCAACAAUAAAUAAUGACUACUCCCUAAGUGGCAUGUUAUUGUUGGGUUCUCGGAUAAAUUUAAUAAAUAUAUAAAUAGACAUCUUCUUGUUUUAUUAUUUAAAAUUAGAAUUGUAGGCCAUUGUAAACAUGCAAAAAUAUGUAGGUGCGGUCGUAAACAUUUGUGGGAGUGGCGGCAAUACGAAUUUUUUAUGCAUUUCCUCAGUUCGCAAUAUACUGAUUCAUACAUUUUAUGUAAAGAACGCAUCAUGCUGGCUCAAUUGCAUAUUUUAAGUACAUAGUAAAAUAUGUUAGUAUAUAUUGUACGCUUAACCAUGAAAAAAAUUGCAUAGUCCCCCACCCCCCGUCGGGGAACAUAGCCCCUCCGUCGGGAAAUUUCUGGCGCAACCACUGGCACUUCCCCUCAAACGUUAAGUUAUUUCAAAAAAUUGACGACAGUAUACUUUGUUACUUGCUUAGUGUUGCAGGGGAACGGUGAAGUCUAACUGUAGUCUAGGACCUGUAUAUGAGUUUGUAUGCAUUUCAUUUAGCACAGGUAAUCUCAACUAUUUUAGGGUAAAAUGACCAUGGCGGUCAACAUGGCAUAUGUGCCAAAAGCGGAAUCCGGGACGAAAGUCCUGAAAAUGACCCCACCCUGAAACGGCAGUGUCGACAUAGCUCUAACUUCAGAAAACAAAAAGCGAUAGUCUUUCUGAAGUGCUUAUAGUGUUUAGAAGGGUUGCUUUUAGGGGUGGUCAUUGGAAGAAAAAUUUGUCUAAGUAUAAUAUUUUACAAGAAAAUGACCAUGCACCACCCCAGGUAAAUUGCUGAUUAUGCAUAAAAUAACUAAUAUGCUAAUAACUAAUAUAAUUGGAUUGGGACUAUUCUACAAUGAAGUACUCUUGGAUAAUGUAAUCUAAAUACAUAUGAAAACGAAGAAGUGGCAUUUAUCGGGCAGAGAAGCGGCGAGCCAUUAAAAUGGCGGCAAUUUGACGAGAUAUCGAAGGACACAUUAUCGAAGAUAAAAUACACUGCACUGUUUCAAAAGUGGAUGAAACCUUCUUUGAAAUCUUCUUCAGCCAUUUAUGAUUAUGUAAAAGUACAAUAACUGGAUGAUAUUUGCGUGAUUCGGCGAUAAAAGGCAAACAAGACGGCAAAAUAUGGCUGAAAUCGCGUUUUCGUGGGGGGUAAGUGAAAUAGAAUUUAUUAUAUUUAAAGAAAACAAUGACAAUCCUUAUGAAAUCAACAAUAUUUACAUUAAAUUAAGCAUAGUUUUUAACCCCAUGAUAAUUUUUUUUAGGAAAUAAGAAUAUUUAAUUUCUACCAGGCAUAUUAGUUAUUUUGCAGUUGAGAUUACCUGUGCUAAAUGAAACGCAUACAAACUCAUAUACAGGUCCUAGACUACUGAAUAUUUUAGAGAAUGUGUAUAGGUUAUUUUGAAGCAACGAGGGGAUAUGUGAUUUAUUCACCGAGGCGCGCAGCGCCGAGGUGAAUAAACACAUAUCCCCGAGGUGCCUCAAAAUAACGUACUUAUUUUUCACACUGCGAGGUCGCGUUAAUGAGUCAGGAAAGAAAUAAUUCUUAAUGCCAUAUUGCCUUCGCGAUGUUGUUUUUUUCUCAUUUUUUGCGCUGCAAAGACAUUGCAGGUGAAUAUUAGAGGGGAUUAUCAAUUGCAGGUGAAUAUUAGAGGGGAUUAUUAAACGGAAAUUGAUUAAAGGGGAAUAUUGAUUAUAUUCCCCGACAAGAACAAAGGAAACCGAGCAGGGUGAAAAAUAAGUAUAGGUUAUUUUAUUCACAGAGGCGCCCAGCGCCGAGGUGAAUAAACACAUAUCCCCGUCCCCCAGGUGCCUCAAAUCGGAAAUUAAUAAUCUGAAAUCGGAAAUUAAUAUAUUUGGCGCAGAAUAGUUUACAACGCUGAACUAAGGAAAGAGCAUGUUUUCGAGUGCAAUUUAGAUAUAACAUGCACGAGUGAGUUUUUCAAAGACCUGAUGAAAAUAGCACGAGUCUGAAGGACGAGUGCUAUUUGAGGCCUUUGAAAAACUCGCGAAUGCAUGUUUAUCCAAAUUUCACGAGAAACAAUGCUAUGACUUAUUAAUAAUUUACAUAAAAAUGUUCGAGACAAUAGGCAAUUCCAGCUUUUAAUUUAUGCGUGCAGGGGACGAUGGGAAGUAAGGUAUCACAUUGCUGAUUAUGCUGAAAAAAUAAAAAUAGUGGGCAUGUAAACACGGAGUCAUACCUUGUACUUGUAAAUAUUGAAAUAUUUCGGUUGUUUCGGUAGUUUUUAUUGAAAUUUUUCAGCAUAAUCAGCAAUAUGAUACCUUACUUCCCAUCAUCCCCUGCAGGCAUAAGCUAAAAGCUGGAAUUGCCAAUUGUGUAGUUUUAACUGUUCCACUGGCAAAGUUUUCCUGGCUUUGCUAUAUCACAUUAUACAAAGCUAACAGCUUGAAAAUUCCACUCAACUAUGUAAUUUUUGUUAGUCUUUUUAAGGUAAAUGCUUUUCCAUUUAAAAAUAAAGAUAAAAGCCAUAUUUUCCAAUUUCCACGCGAAGGCAACCGUUUUACUUUGUGUAGCGCGGCACCAUGUUUGUUUUGUUUUGAAGCAAUCUGUGACCGUUACUUCUUUAUUUAAACUAAAUUGAAAAGAACAGAGCCCAGCAAAUAACUUUAAAUCCAAACAUAAUAAAAGUAAAACAUUUUAUUAGCUAACGUUUCGUUGUUUACAAUACAACAUCUUCAGAGCAAUCUAAAUGAAUUUACUGGGUAUUGUAUAUAUAUUUACAACAUAAUGGUUUAAUAUUACAAAAACGGUUACAUAGCUUGUAAGAACAAAUGAAUAUAUAGAAAGAAAGGAAAACAACUUAUCAGUAAGUGGUUAGUAAGUAAAGAUUAAUGUUAAGUGCAUGGCUAGUGUAUUAAGGUUAAUAUUACAUAACUAAAAUAACUCAAGAGGGGUAGAUCUAAUAUUAGCAUUAAGGACAGGGUUAAAUUGAGAUAUUAAUAGGCUUUCACGGAAAUGCUUUAAACUGAUUGGUUGAUUUAAUCAUCACAAUGUUUUUGCACCAAUUACACUGUGAUUACAGAAAAUUUAUAUAUACAAAUAACCUUGUAAAUACGAUAAUGUUCAUUGAUCAUGUUCGAUGUCUACAUAACCAAAUUCAAACUGUAUUAAAAAAUGUGCUCAAUUAAAAAAAUUAUAUACAUACAAAUUUGCGAUACUGGGUCUGAGCAAUGGUUGUAUAAUCGUUGAUGUUAUUUAUAUACUCGCAAGUUGUGAUCAGCACUACUGUGAUAAACACAACUACGCUUUCUACUUGACAGGUUUAAGUAGCUGAGGAGAUUGGAAAUAUUUGCCUGACAUGGCUGUGUUGUCAAAACAUUUUUAGUCGGAGACUCGGCAUAAUUUUGAAGCUUCUAGAUAGCAUUUAAUAUGGCUUUAUAUUUUAGUAAACACGAGUCAUAUUUAGCCCGUUAUUCCAUUCUGACCACGUGGUAGCGAAACGGGAGCAUAUUUCAUUGUUCCGACAGCAUUAGGAAAUUUCCAUAUAACAUUUUCUAUUUACAAAUGCGGUAUGCUUGGUAACCAGGCCAGGGACCACUUUUUUGAAAUCAGGGACCAUUUUACAGAAAUCUGCUAGGGUCUCUCGCUGAAGCGUUCAGCACACCCAGGCAUAACACUUUUAAGACUUAUUUAAAUAUAUCAAAGCAGCGAAUAGAGAGAGAGCCUGGGACUAGGCUGCACGGUCAGUAUUGUGUGGCUUGAUAUAUUUAAUAUACAUGCACGAAAGUUUACGAGUAUUAUAAUGAGUUUAUCUCACAGUCAAUAGACGAUAGUAACGGACAAAGUUUGAAUAAUUUCUGGUCGCAAAGGUAUCCUCAAUAACGCUGACGUUAUCAUUCUGAAUGCAACGUUAAACUCUAACAUUUUCGCGUCAUUGCAGCAACGUGUAUGCUUGUUGCAACGUUGCAGGUGUUCCAUAAAAUCUGAUUCAUAGCAGACACCGGAUCGUUUUUCCCGAACAUAGCUGUUUGUAAGGUUAUUUUUAAAAAGCUUCAAUUUAUUUAUCUUGAGCUGAACUUGAUAACUGAACUUGUCUUUGCCUUGUCGUCUUUUCUAUAAAUCUGCCUAAAAGCAACUACAGGGUGUAUAAAAAAAGCUGCAAUAUAAUUAUUGCAAAUUAAACACUAUUAUUUGCAUAAUUCUGCUGCUUACUAGCAUUUCAAACAUGUCUGUGCUACUUAUUUUGCUCCCGGGAUUUGAAGAAACAUUCUAAUUAACCGCGUUGAUAGAAAUUAGAAUAACACAAACUUAUUUGACAAUUUGUAAUGCAGAAAACUAAUUAUCAGCCGUUCGACUGCGAAUGGGUCAACUAUUGUGUUUACGCACGCUUGGGAUCAAUUAGUUCUGAAUCAUGCAAAUUCUAAAAACAUUGUACAUAUUUCAAAGAGUUUGCAGGUUUUUUGAUACACCCUGUACAGGGUGUAUAAAAAAAAGGAGUGGAGACAUUUAGAAAUCAAGCAUAUUGUUAAAAUUUGAAUGCCUUUUCAAUUGCACAUAUGCUGAACCGUAGUGCGUGAAAUAUUGAUGGGGUGCAUAUAUUAGAAAAAGGAGACUUUAGCAAUGUUAUAAUUUGAAUCCUGGAGCACUUUGCUAAGCCCACGAGUGCGUAACAUGCGAUCUACGUACAGUAUGCAUGGCAGAUUGUUCCCAGGAGCAGACAAUCUUUUGUUUAAACGUUAUUUCAAUUUCUAAAGGUCUCCUUUUUCUAAUAUAUGCACUCAUCAAUAUUUCACGCACUACAGUUCAGCAUAUGUGCAAUUGAAAAGGCAUUCAAAUUUUAACAAUAAGGUUGAUUUCUAAAGGUCUCCUUUUUUUUAUAUACAGUGCAGUAUAUCCGACACAAAUCAAAAUUUUAGCCAUGCAGUUAUCGCUUAUUUUUCUCCCGAUCGCGCAGCUCGAUAAUGUGCAUCGCAUCACAUAAGCUUCAUGAUAAACCCAAAAACUUGCACUACCUUCUAGCUCUUCUCUACAUGGUUGCCGACACCUAUUUAUUUUCUUGCAUAGUCAUAGAUGUCAAGCAGUUCUCCAUUAUAAUCUAUAUAGUAGCAUUGUAAAACUUAUGGCAUAAAGUUAAUUGUUUGAUUUGACUAACAACCAUUUGUUCGAUGCUUGGAUCGCACCCAUAAAAGCUUAGAAUUUCUCAGUGCAAACGGUUUCAAAUCCAAAAGCCUCUCAAUGUUUAUUUUUCUUGCCCCUUGAGCUGUCGAUGGGUGUUGUGGCGAUGCAAACCGCAGCAACUGGUCAUGCUAUGCAAAUUUUUAAAUUAGUUUAGUCAUAGCCUAUCGAAGGGAAGAUGGCUGUGAAACUCAUUGGAAUAACAAUAUAACAAUAUAACUCAUUAUCUAUGUUGGCCAACGUUUAUUCAUAAAUCUGGUCCUUCACCGUCACGUGUGUAUUGUAUUCUUGCCCAGCUAACCAAUAGCAAUGUUUUAGGAAAGUCACCUAUCCGUGACUCGAACAAAAAGGAAACUGGAAAUUGCUAUUGGUGGUUUGGUGGAAAAACAAUACACACGAAACGACCAGAUUGAUGAAUAAACGUUGACUAACAUAGAUAAUGAGUUAUAUUGUUAUUCUAAUAAGUUUCACAGCCAUCUUCCCUUCGAUAGGCUGUGGUUUAGACGUUUAGUAUUCAAACUGAUAGAAAAAUAUUGUCUUUAAUAGGUUUAUUGGCAUAGAAUGACCAGUUGCCAUGAAGGUCAAAAGCCAUUUUGUGAAAUUUAAUCCCCGAGCCGACGGCGCGAAGCGCCGUACGAAGGUACUAAAUCCCCUCGGCUAUUUACACCCGGGGAAACGAAAGCAUUAGCGAAGUCUAAAGUUCAUCAAAUAUCGCGGGCGUGGGUCACUGUGCGUGGGUGGUCAUCCUCACUGAUCUCAAAAAUAUGGCGGACUGUCAUGAAUAGCGAACACUGUGAUUGGUCCAAUUUAAAGUUUGCAUUAUAACGACUGCCUGACGACAGCGAAAUUAGCAAACAUUUCUGGAUUUGAUGAUUGAUAUAUUUUUUGCAAAUAUAUUUCAUUGUUGCUUGCAUUUUUGCAAGAUUUUGUAAAUUUCGAAAAAGAAAGGGCGAAAGAAUCGGCUAAAAGAAGGGAGCCGACGUGAACGAAGGUAAGCUUAAUUGUUUUAAAUAUAUAUUGAUUUUAUAAUUGCUUUAAAACCCGACGGCCUUUGGCUUUGCGUAUAUGAAACAACUAAACAAGACAGCAUAUAAUUUCAUUGCAUCUUUAAUAUCGAUAACCAAUUUUUUAUUAUAUUGAAUUUUUUAAAUAAAUAAAAAAGAAAGCAAAGUUAUUUGCAUGCGAGAAUUUGAAACUCAUUUUAUUGCAAACUCAAAGUUUAUCGAUAAAGCCAUUUAAUUAAUAAAGGCAGUUUUAUAGAGUUUAUAAAGAACACUUUAAAACGUUUUGCGAAGCGUGGGUUGAAUUUUACCUUAAAUUGAAGCUUAUAUUGCGUAUAAUAUCAUACCUAACAUAUAUAUGUUGGGAAAUUGAUAAUUUUGUAAUUAAAAGUGAUAUUUUUAGGCAAUUUUUCAUUUGUAAGAAUAUUCUUAAAAAAUUAUCGUGUUACCAUAACAACUACUUUAGAUACUUCAUGUUCGGAAAAUAUAAUGGUUUCGUCAGCAAGGGGAGGGUUUCUGCAUGCAUGUAUUUUCUAGUUAAUUUGUAAUUAGCGCGGAUUCUGAACGACCGAGUCAAAUGCACGAGAAUCCGCACGACCGAAAAAAGGUGUCAACUGCACAAAAUUUGUGGAGUGUCCCUAUAUGUCGUGUGUCGUGGGUUAAGAGUCGUGUGUCGUGAUUAAAGUCGUGGGUAAAGUCGUGGGUCAUAAAAUGUGCUAAAACCGCAUUUUCCACGAAAAUAUUAUUUUUAAUUUUAAUUUUUUUUUCGUACUUUUUUCGUACGCAACAAAUCUCCAGUAAUAAAAUAAAAUAAAUGCUGUUUCGUAGCUUGCUGUUAUCUAUAGUAUAACUACAAGUCAACUACUAGUCAACUCCUGCAGGUGUUACACGUCAUUGGGAACAAACUAGACAACAAGUGCCAAGUAGACACAUUGUACUUCGACUUUGCCAAGGCAUUUGACAAAGUAAACCAUGAACUGCUGCUUUUGAAAUUGAAACAUUUUGGCAUCUCCGGUAAUCUCCUAUCUUGAAUACAUGAUUAUCUUACUGGUCGCUAUCAGAGGGUAACAGUUCUCGCCGAGACCUCGAAUCCAUUACCUGUCCUAUCUGGUGUGCACAGGGAUCGAUUCUCGGACCACUACUUUUCUUGGUUUAUGUAAAUGAUCUUCCAGACUGUGUCUCAAGUUGUUCAUCAAUGGCAAUAUUUGCGGAUGACUCUAUUUGCGGUUGACUCUUGCAGUUUCAGUCUCAUAUUGCAUGGAGCUUCGGCUCUGUGGGUGCGCCCUUCCUGUUUUUGGGUAAAUAAAAUAAAUAAAUAAAUAUAACAAGUAAAUGUUGCGUUUCGUAUAGUUUAAUAAGUCUAUAGAUGAAUUGUUUCAUGAUAAAAUGUCUUAAGUUAUAGGAUAUAGGUUUAUUAAUUAGCUUUGGAAAUGUUAUAGUCCCUAUCACAAACGUUGCGAAUAACUGUGUCGAUUAUAUGCAAUAACUAUGCCGAUUAUAUGUCGAUUAUAUGCGCAGCAAAAGCAGAAUUUUUGCAUUAUUGAUAGCAUGAAGUCAUAUAAUCAAGGAUUCCCUUUUUUAUAGAAUACAUUUUAUCAAGGGAGACCCAAAAUUUUGCUAGGGGGGGGGGGGCGGUCCACCCGGCCCCAAUCCUGGCUACGCCUCUGUAGUGGAUAAAUUACAGUUUCAGCUUUCGCAACACUCUUACUUAAACCGCAUUUACAGCUUCAUUGUUGGUCAUCUUGUGUUUUUUCUCUUUCUUUUUAAAAUAAUCGGCAGGUACCGAUUAAUCGGCCGAUUAUUUAUGAUACAGGUCCUGUUUCCUAACAAGUAGUAUUCUUAAUCACGUGUUCUUCGUUCGUAUAGGUAACAGCAGCCAACGGUAAUCGAGCAUUGACAUUAUUGAUUGCAGUAAUGGCGACCACUAUAUCAGUCUUUACAGUUCCUGUUAUGACUACAUGGUUGAUACCAGCAUUUCAGACUGCCAGUGUUAGUAGCCUAACUAUAUUACACAGAGUGGCUUUGUUUAUCCUUUUACCUUUGAUUGUAAG
Paramuricea clavata is the source of this 17297-nucleotide messenger RNA. The record is from the annotation of a GenBank genome assembly. Lineage: Eukaryota; Metazoa; Cnidaria; Anthozoa; Malacalcyonacea; Plexauridae.